AUGGCCUCUUAUAUGGAUACAGAUGGCCAGCAGCCGCCCAAGGGUGGGUUUGUAUCUUUGACCAAGAACCCUUACCUCUUCGGCGUGGCUUUGUUUUCGACUCUUGGUGGUAUGCUUUUUGGGUAUGAUCAAGGCGUCGUCUCGGGCAUUCUGACUAUGGAGUCGUUCGGGGCUCGAUUUCCUCGAAUUUAUACGGACAGUAACUUUGAGGGCUGGUUCGUGUCUACGCUUCUUCUAUCGGCAUGGUUUGGUUCCCUAUGUAACGGCCCAAUUGGCGAUCGACUAGGCCGUAAGGUUUCGAUGUUGAUUGCAGUUGUGGUUUUUGUGAUUGGUUCUGCAGUGCAAUGCAGUGCCAUGAAUCUUGCCAUGUUAUUUGCCGUGCCACUGUUUAUCUCUGAGAUUUCUAUUCCUGAAAUUCGAGGUAGCCUAGUCGUACUUCAACAACUAUCAAUCACCAUCGGAAUCCUCGUCAGUUUCUGGAUCGACUACGGCACGAACUAUAUCGGCGGUACUCGCUGCGCCCCCGAUAUCCCAUAUACCGGGGGAACAUUGUCAAAGCCGACCUUCAACCCAUACACCGACGUCCCAUCUAACCGCCACUGCAAAGGACAAUCCGAAGCAUCCUGGCGUCUCCCCUUUGCGCUCCAAAUCGUGCCGGCAUUGAGUUUGGGCAUCGGAAUGCUGUUUUUUCCCGAGUCACCGCGUUGGCUACUCAUGCAAGAACGCGAUGACGAGGCACUCGCUACGCUGUGCCAGUUGCGUCGAAAGAGCUCGCGCGACGAGCCGGAGCUUGUCACUGAAUAUCUGGAAAUCAAAGCUCAGCUCAUGCUUGAGAACUCCUUUGCGAAAGAGAAAUGGCCUCAUCUUUCUGGCCUGAGGUUGGAUGCGGCGCAGUACUUGUCGUUGUUCAGCACUUGGGCUCGGUUCAAGCGUCUUGCUAUCGGGUGUGUUGUGAUGUUCUUCCAGCAGUUUAUGGGUGCCAACGCAAUGAUCUAUUACGCGCCAACAAUUUUCUCCCAACUUGGCCUCAGCGGCAACACAUCAUCUCUCCUUGCAACUGGCGUCUACGGCAUCAUCAAUAGUCUGAGCACCUUACCAGCGCUUAUCUGGAUUGACAGUGUUGGCCGUCGAGUGCUUCUGAUGUGCGGCGCUGUGGGCACUUGCAUCUCCCUGGUCAUCGUGGCAGGCAUUAUUGGCGCCUACGGAUCUACUCUUGUAGACCAUAAGACUGCUGGCUGGGUUGGCAUUGCGUUUAUAUAUAUCUACGAUAUCAAUUUUUCGUAUUCGUUUGCACCCAUUGGAUGGGUUCUUCCAUCGGAAAUAUUCAAUCUGUCGAUUCGAUCAAAGGCUCUCUCUAUUACCACGUCGGCAACAUGGAUGUGCAAUUUCAUCAUCGGACUAGUUACGCCUGACAUGUUAUCGUCCAUUUCUUGGGGCACAUACGUGUUUUUCGCAGCUUUUUGUCUGAUCGCGUUCGCUUUCACGUAUUUUGUGAUUCCGGAAACAAGAGGAAAGAGUCUCGAAGACAUGGACCUCAUCUUUGGCGACACCGCAGCCCACGAAGAAAAGCAGCGCAUAGUCCAUUUUGAGGCACAGCUACGUGGCAUGCCGCUUGUUAGUGAGGACGUGCUCAAGGAAGAAAUUGUGCAGCAGGAGCAUGUCCAUGCACAAAACUAG
Molecule: messenger RNA, 1677 nt
Organism: Talaromyces atroroseus
Lineage: Eukaryota; Fungi; Ascomycota; Eurotiomycetes; Eurotiales; Trichocomaceae
Exons: 10
Coding region: 1-1677 (558 amino acids)
Biological process (GO): carbohydrate transport; transmembrane transport
Cellular component (GO): membrane
Molecular function (GO): carbohydrate:proton symporter activity
Source: RefSeq, a predicted model, not a curated record